AACGAAGUGUGUUACAGUCACAGGUGCUGAGCUGUUCUUAAAAAACACAAUCCUAGGUCAGACUCUCAUGAUUUCUGGUGUCUGCUGCCAGGGGGCCAGAGUGUUUGAAAUGGAGCUGAGGGACUUGGUGUGUGCAGCAGGACAAUGUUUUACCGUGUCCUGAUGGGGGAUGGAAGACAAAAAUGUAAAAAGCUUCUUCUAGUUAAUUAGAAAGGACUUCUAAAAAUAAUCGGUUCCUGAAAGCUAGCAGGGAACUAUAAGCCUUUAUAGUAGUCAUAGUUCUUAGUUUUAACUGAAAGCUUUUUCUUAUAAAUGCACUUCCUCAUAAAAAUUAGCUUAGCUCAUACUUUAAAAUGUGGGGCUGGAAAUCCAAAGUUAGUGGUGGUGUUGGACUGGUUUGCUCUUCAGCAGAAGUAUUUUCCCUUUCUACCUCCCGCCUGAUGUACCACCACGGUUAAUGGGAUGAGGUUCCUAUCCUGGAAAUGAGCUGCUGCCUGUGGGUUUCUGCAGAGAGAGUCCCGGGUUAGAUCCCCUGCCCUGUGCCGAGUUUGUGUCCGGGCCACGGAGGAGCAGCCUGGGGCAGCCGAGGGUGGCACAAGGCUGGGCCAGCGCGCUCCUUCCUCUCUUCAGGGCGAUCCAGCUCCUCUCAGAGCACCUCACAUUCCCCCUUGGAGCAGCUGGCGGUCACACCGUGACCUGUACAAGAACCACCUGAAAAUGUCUCAGAAUCCUGACAAGCUAAAUUCAAGUGAAGAAAAGUUGAGUGGUUUGGAGGAUGAUCAGGACGAGAACUUGGACAACUCGGAUCAGUCUGUCCGAAAAAGAAUACGACAGAGUGCUCCAGGGUCACACAGAGAUGAUACACCAAAGUCCACUCCCUCUCGGCCUGUGUCAAUAGAAGAGCUCAUGGAGACAGCAAAGGCAGUCACCAACAUGGCACUGGCACACGAAAUUGUGGUGAAUGGAGACUUCCAGAUAAAACCAGCUGAAUUGCCAGAACACAGCUUAGAGAAGAAAGUCAGAGAUAUUGUGCAUAAAGCUUUCUGGGAUUGUCUGGAAGCUCAGCUGAAGGAAGACCCCCCGACAUAUGAUCAUGCAAUUAAGCUAUUGGGAGAAAUUAAGGAGAGUCUUCUGUCUUUCUUGUUGCCUGGUCAUACUAGACUGAGAAGCCAGAUUACAGAAGUUCUUGACCUGGAUUUGAUAAAACAGGAGGCAGAGAAUGGGGCCCUUGACAUUUCUAAGUUGGUCAAAUUUGUUAUUGGGAUGAUGGGGACUCUCUGUGCUCCAGCUCGAGAUGAAGACAUUAAGAAACUGAAGGAUAUUCAUGAAAUUGUUCCUCUUUUCAGAGCAAUUUUCUCUGUAUUAGACCUAAUGAAAAUGGAUAUGGCAAACUUCGCUGUCAGUAGUAUUAGGCCAAAAUUAAUGCAGCAGUCUGCUGAAUAUGAAAGAAAGAAGUUUCAGGAGUUUCUUGAGAAACAGCCAAAUUCUUUAGACCUUGUCACAAAGUGGUUGCAAGAAGCAGCAGAUGAUCUUGCAAAGCUGGGACAUGAAAUGUUGCCUCCCCACCGUAGCGAUGGUGCCACUGGUGGAGCUUCUGCCUUGUGCUUCACUGCUGUACAAAAUCAGGCCUAUCUGAAGCUCCUGAAGUGGGAUCACGUGAACAGGCCUUUUCCAGAAACGGUGCUCAUGGACCAGACACGCUUCCUGGAGAUCCAGCUGGAGCUGGAGCAGCUGCUGCUGGUGGGGACAGUGCUGCUGGUCACCUUCAGUGCAGCAGGCCCAGCACUCGUCGAUGUGCCUGGAUUCGCCGAGAAAAUCAAAACCAUCGUCAAGGUGCUGCUGACGGGAAUGCAUCUUCCCUCCUUUAACCUGAAGGAAUCCCUGGCCACCGUGGGUGAGAAGGUGUGUGCUGAAGUGAGCAGCUGCCUUUGCCAGCAUGGCUUUACCCCGUUCUCAGCUGAGAGAGAGGCUGUGCUGAAGGGACAGAUCCAGGCGGUGGCCAGCCCGGAUAACUCCAUCUGCAAGCUCAUUGAUUCUCGAAUUCAAAAGUUUCUGGAGAAUUAUCUUGCAUCCAGUCACCAAAAAUCAUUGCCUGCCAUUCCUGGAGGAUUAGGCCCUAUCCAGAGGGAGCUGGAGGAGAUUGCUGCCAAGUACAUUCGUCUUGUCAACUACAACAGAAUGGUCUUCAGCCCUUACUAUGAUGCAGUCCUUGGCAAAAUACUGACUAAGGAAGAAUCCCAAAUUGUAGGGAAGUCAGAAGAAUCAUAAAACCAAUCCUUGUGCUACCAAUACAGUAUUGUCAGCUACUAAAUAAAACUUGUACCAAUAUUUGUUUAGGAAAACAGCUUUCCGUGUAAAUACUGGUUCCUUUUAACCCACAAGUGGUGACUGGUGAGGGAAAUACAGGAGAUGCAAAAAAGGUCCUGAGGUAAAAGAUGAGAGAUGCAUUUCUAAUAUAAUUAUGCAACCUGGGGGGGGGGAAUAUCAUGGGAGUUUUCUGGCUGCAAUUUUUAGAUUUUUGAGCUGAUGAUAGAUAGAGCAAGUUUAAGAACCAAACUUUGUAUUUAAGUGGCUCGUUUUUAGGGCAUUUAACUCUUCAUUUACAGUGAAUUUAGUUGAAUUUAUCCACAGCUGAUUAGCAAUGGUUCUUCCCAGAAAGGAUGAUUUGGUUUUUUAAAAAAAUCUUACUUUAAAGAAUUAAUAAAGCUAAAAUUCAAAAGAAGAACUUUACCAGACAAAACACCAAGCCAAGCAGCACUUUACUGUAACAUUAUGGUGAGUAUGGUAGGCUUACUGGCUUUUUCUGUAUUUUACUGCAUUUUUAAUAGCAUUUUUUUGCUGUUUACCUGCAGAUGUUACAAAACAUAAUAUAUUUUUGUAGCAAAUUUUCUGGUUAUUGGGUAACUGUCCUCUGCUAUGUACAGUACUACCAGAGGUGGCAAUCUUAUAGAUUGCAGCUGUAUUUAUAUCUUGUAAAGAUUUCAGAAAGGGCAGAGCUAAAAUGUUUUGAUAAAAGUGGCAUUUCUUACCUUUUUGUUGCUAGUAAUUUACUCCUUUUUAGGUGAAACACUAGUUUUAAAGUAAAUUGUCAUUUGCAGAAAGUGGAUUUAAAGUGUGUGAAACUUUAGGUUGAAAAUUUGGGGUUUUUAAAAAAAACUACAACAGGAGAUGGUUGCAUAUUCAAUCAUGUCUUCAAAAAUAUCUGGGAAGUGCAGAGCACUGUGGGCACUAUAAGUGAUUUUAAUGUACUGUGAGAGGUGAAUGGUUUGAUGUUAGUUUGAAUAUACAGGGAAUAUUUUAGUAGAUUUUUUUCACUUUGUAGAGGUGUUCUUGAAACUUAGAAUAUUUGUAGGUCUUGAAUUUAAUGAGCUACUUGUUGUAUAGAGGAGAAGAGCCCAGUGAUCUUUUACAUUGCAUUCUCAGGCUCAGCUGGGAGGUAAGUGAAAUUUUCCUGUGGUUGAGUACAACAGUGUAUUACAGUAAUCAAUAUUUGAUGGCUUUAUGAAAGCAAAGUUUGUAGUUACACACAGUAAGUGGCCCAAGCAUGAGGUUGUCCAAACCAGAACGUGCUGUCUUUAAAAAAAAAAAACAAGCAAAAAGGUGUGUGAAAUAAAUUAAAUAAAGGGGCCCUUGUAUUGCCAACAGGCAGGUUAAUUUAGGAAUCAGCCAAAGUAACAGAACUUGUUCUUGAUUAUGAUCCACUGUUGAUGCUUCCCUUUCCAGUUUCAUUUAAAUGUCAGUGGGGAUAAAGAUGAACCAACUUCGUGUUUGGAGGGGGAUGGAAGAAAUAAGACCUUUUUUUCUAUAUUAGCCUAUGCAACUCUAAACCAAAUCUUUUCUCAAUCAUUACAAACCCCUUCCCCAAGGGGAAAACCCAGCAAAACCCUGUGAAAGUUCAUCAGCUCAGACAAGUGAUUUUUCUCUUGGCCAAAUAUACUCAGCCAGCAAAAUGAAUGUCUGUCUUCGAAUGCUUCUUUGAGAACUCAAGAUGAGGUUGAUUAGCCUGAGAGAAGGGUUCUGAAUAGGGUCUAUUUCAUUGUUUGGAUCAGCAAAGGAUUCUAAAAUCUAAAAGAGAUCUUCAGGGCUUGCAGGGUUUUGCUGUUAGAACAGGUUCUGUCUCACCACACAGCCUAAAGCUCUGCAGCUGCACAAUCUCCCUCAGCCUGUGCUGAAUGAGCUACCAGAGCCCAGGAGAUCGAUCACCAAGGCAAAGCUGGGUUCACUUUUCUUAACUGAGAGCUGCCCAAGUUAGAAAUGGCUGCUGUUGCUUUAUCUCUCAGCAGUGCCAGGAGAUUUGCCAGGAGCUGCCUUUGGAGGCAAUGGUGCUGCCUGCACAGCAGUAGGUGAGGUACAGCACAAGGGUGUGGGGAGGAACAUUGUGGUGAGGCCUAGAGAAGCCCUUGAAGGGUGUGUGUGACUGAUGGCAGAGUGCAGGGCACUGCUCUAGCAGUGGCUGAAGCUCCAGCUGAGGAGAUGCUGCUCCCAGGGCUGGGAGUCAGGGCCCGUGAGGCCAUGGCAGCAGGGACUGUGCUUGUAUUGCUUGCAGGGUCCACACAGGGAAUCCCAUCUCUCCUCUCAGGGGGGCUUUGAGCCUAAGCCUUCAUGUAGCAGAAAUAUCCUAGAAUGAAGGAACAGAGUGCAGUACUCACCUGUGGCUCCCCUCUCACCUCCAGGGCCCACACAGAAGGAACAAACGCUCCUGGCACAAGUGCUGGGGGCCUUUCAACAGGAAAGAGCUAAAGGAAAUGCAAUAAAUGCCCACAAAGCAUGGUAAUGGUUCUCCCAGGUUGUUCUUUUUAACCAGUGUUUGACAAAACACUCUACAUCCUCUCUAAAAGAAACAGGGAGAUGCAAUUGAGUGGCAAAGCAAGGAGGAUGCUCCAGGAGGGCGAAGGCCAGCCCCAUCUCCGUGUGCAGGUGCUGCUUCACCCCCUGCCCUGGCAGAGAGGAGCCCUGCCUGAGGCAGCUGGGCUGGGAAUGGCUUUCAUUUGCCCCAGGCUCUGACUGUCCUGUAGUCCAAGGGAUCUUAUCAGAGUGCAAUUCCAAACAGCCAGUUCCAAGUUAAAAGCUGAAGUACGCAUAGAAACUGCUUGGAAAGCUCACAUAGUGUUUUUUUUUAGCUUGUUUGAAGAUAACAAGUGCAAUGAUGUAGCUGAUUAUUAACAUUUAGCUUUGUACAUUACGUGGAAGACCAGUGCAGGUAUCCAGGACCAGGCUGUGUGAGCCAGUGCUCCUGGACUACCCACACUGAACUGAGUUAGUCUCACGAUGCUGUCUUCAAACAGUCCUGGAAUUACAAGCCAAAGUGUGCUGUAUCCUCUAGAAAAUGGAAACCAAGCUCAUUCUAAUAUGUAUGCUCUGAUCAAUUUCCUGUGACGGUAUAAUUAGCAUUGCUUUUGAAGUGGCUGAGUAAUAUUUAAGAAGUACCUUGUUGUGUUUGAAUAAAAUCAGAAUGAGGCAUGA
This is a messenger RNA of Cyanistes caeruleus (blue tit), 5463 nucleotides long. RefSeq names its product t-complex 11 like 1 (gene TCP11L1). Gene Ontology annotation, biological process: signal transduction. The record is from RefSeq and is a predicted model, not a curated record. NCBI's taxonomy places the organism in Eukaryota, Metazoa, Chordata, Aves, Passeriformes, Paridae.